CCUGGUGAAGGUGAUCACCGUCGGAUUUCCUAUACUACCCCUGACGUCUUCCAACCUUUACAUUUCCGCCACUGUCUUUUCACUCUACAAUUCUUCUUCGUCUCCAUCUGAUUCUUCGGUUCGCGUUGUGGGUUCUUCUUUGGAUGAUUUAGUAAUCUAAAAAGUUUCAAGAUUUGGGAUGAAAUCGUCGACUCGGCUUGAUUCUGUUGUGUUUCAGCUCACUCCCACUCGAACCCGGUGUGAUCUGUUGAUAAUAGAUGAUGGAAAGACUGAGAAGAUAGCAACAGGGUUACUUGAUCCUUUUCUUGCUCACCUGAAGACUGCACAAGAUCAAGUUGCUAGAGGUGGCUACUCCAUUGUUCUCAAGCCUAAGGAUAGUGACAGUGCAUCUUGGUUCACUAAAGCAACAAUUCAAAGGUUUGUUCGGUUUGUGAGCAAUCCGGAUGUCCUAGAACGUGUUUACACUUUAGAAACUGAGAUCAUCCAGAUCAGGGAAGCAAUUGGUAUCCAGAACAACUCUCAAGUGGCAUUAACUGUUGUGAAAGACAAUCUACGAGCAAAAAGAGCAGAGAAAAAGAGUACACAAGGUGGUAGUAGGCCAUUGAUACAUCACAACGAGGAGAAAGCCAUUGUCCUUUACGAGCCUGAUUCGCAUCCAAAGCAACCAAAUUUGUCUACCACAUCAGAUGAAAACUCUAAAGUUCAAGUUCUGAAAGUUCUGGAGACAAGGAAGAAAAUGCUGCAGAAAGAACAAGGAAUGGCUUUUGCACGUGCCGUGGCAGCCGGUUUCCAAGUUGAUGAUAUGCUGCCUCUUAUAUUUUUCGCCAAAUCCUUUGGAGCCUCACGUUUGAUGGAUGCCUGCAUAAGAUUCAUGGACCUGUGGAAGAAAAAGCAUGAAUCUGGUCAGUGGGUUGAUAUCGAUGCAACACAGCCAAAUGCUACUAAUAAUAUGCGUAGGAACUCGUGGCCUGGGACAACUGAGAAUAAUAAUGAUGUGAAGUCUCCUACAGAUAAUAAAGGAAAUGUAAAUCAAGAACAUGUGCCAAUGUAUGUUCACUCUCCGCCAGGGACCUUUCCUGUGUUUCAAGGUUAUGCAAUGCAGGGCAUGCCGUACUACCCGAACUAUCCAUAUCCAUCUCCCUAUCUCUCAACCGAUGACUCUAGACGUAGCUCUGGCCAAAGAAAGGCUAAGAAACAUCAUUCUUCUUGUAGCAGCGAGGACUCAGGUUCAGAAGAUGAGAAAGGAAAAUCAGGUAGGAGAAGGAAAUCAGGGAAGGUGGUGAUUCGGAAUAUAAACUUCAUUAAUUCAAAGAAGCAAGAUCAUUCAGGAACAGAAUCUGAUGCUGCUGAAGAAGGAGAAGAAGGGGAAAUAGUAGUAGAAUGUUACAAUGAUGGUAAAGAGAGAGAAACAAAAGGGACAGAAGCUGGCACUGGGGAUUGGCAGGCCUUUCAAACUUUAUUGUUGCAAGAUGCUGAUAGAGAAGAACGUACCUUUGACCCUAUGAUGGAGAAGAAGAAGAAGCAAGGUACAGGGAAAUAUGAUCCCUUGGCUUAUGAUGAACGUGAAUCAGAAAAAUAUAAAGAAAGGGUGGAUACAACUGACAUUCGGAAUGGAACUGUGACUGGUAGAGUCAGGGGAUCUAGUGACUCUUUUAUGGUUCACCAGAGAGAAAAUGGUUUUGAAAAUCCUCUCAACUUGAAUGGUUUUGAUAAUCCAAGGAAUGGUUUGGAUAAAAGAUCAUCAGUAGUUAACAUGGAUGAUGAUUCUUAUAUUGUUACUCGGGAAGCUGCUGGAAGCAGUACUCGAAAUGCUUUAGACAUUGGAUCAGAGAUCUCAUCGUACCACCAAGCUGAUGGAAAUGAAAGAAACAAGAUCAAUUAUGAGCCUCAUGAUCUGAGCCUGAUACCAGAGCGAGAAACAGAGAAGUUAUCAGCUGGCUAUGAUCCUGCACUAGAUUUUGGAUCCAAAGCUUUAAAGAAAAAGAAUAACCAGGAAGCUGGAGUUGCAAAGAAGUCAGUGAGAGAUCAUCCAACAUCAAGACUUUCUAAGGAUGCUGCAGAUAAGAGGAAGGCUUCAGGGGUAAUAGGAAAAGGAAGACCCACAAAGAUGAGCCCUUCAGAUGAAGCAAGAGCAAGAGCUGAUAAGCUUAGAAAUUUCAAAGCUGAUCUUCUGAUCAUGAAAAAGGAAAAGGAAGAGGAAGAGAGGAAACGCAUUGAAGGUCUGAAAAUAGCAAGACAAAAGAGGAUUGCUGCUAAAACCAACUCAACGGUAGGCCAGUCACAGUUAUCUGCACAACAAACAAGAAAACAUUUGCCAAACAGGUUUUCUCCUGGGGCUCCUAGAGCAUCUAAGUUCAGUGACACAGAACCAGGAUCACUAUCACCUCUCCAACGCCGUCUUCCCAUAAGAAGUGCUUCUUUAGGCUCAAAUGAAUCUCAGAAAGUUGCCCAAAAUAGUAAACUGAGUUCCGGAAGUAAGUCAACAGGGGAUAGGCUAACAAGCUCGAUAUCACCGCUACCUUCAUCCAAGAGAGAAAACAUAGCUACCAGAAUCAGUCUUGAUAGUCAGAGCAAGUCAGUUUCAACAACAAGACGAGUAUCAGAACCUAAAAUGGGUAAUGCACCAAGUUCUGUAGUGAGAUCACUGCACACAAGACAAACAAGGUCGAUCUCACCGUUACCUCUUUCUAAGAGAGAAACCAGAGUUAGUCUUGAUAGUCAGAACAAGUCAGUUUCAAGGACAAGGCGAUUAUCAGAACCUAAAAUGGGCAGUGCACCAAGUUCUGCAGUGAGGUCACUGCGCACAAUAGCAUCCAAAAAAGCAUCUGAUGCUCCGGAGGUAAAGAAAAUAUCUGCCAUUGUUAACUAUGAUAUAGCGAAAAUCGCAUCUCUUCCAGAGCUGAAGAUAAAACCAUCCAAAGGUGCCAACAAUGUUCUAGUGAAAGGGGCAGAGAAAAUUAAAUCUUCAGUUUCUGAGAUUGAACCAAGUGGUAACAAGAACAAUGUUGUUGAUGAAACUCCAGUGAUUGAGAAGACAGUGGUGAUGGUGUUACCAAGUUCAGCUCGAAGUAUAAGUGCAGAUCAGACGAAACACGAGAAGUCCAAGGUAGCUGAUAAGAAAGUCAAUGAAACAAUGCAGGAGAGUGGCAAUGAUCUGGUAUUAGUUAGACCGGAAACUCUGAGUGACUUAAUAACAGAAACACCAAAGUUUCUGACAAUUCAAAGUGUUGUUGAGAAACCAAGUGAAGCUCCAGAUGCUCGGGUUUCUUCGUUGGAAGUUCCAGGUACAGUGUACUCAGAGUGUUCCCAAGAACCUGGACCAAGCUUUCAUUCAAAUGAAAAAGCGCAAGAAACUGUCAAAGUUCUUGCACCAGAGAAGAAGAUAAGUGAGGCCUUGGAGAAAUCUCAAACAAGGGAGUCAGCGACAAAAGGGCUCAGAAAACUGUUGAGAUUUGGAAAAAAGAGUCUGUCCUCGUCUAUAGGUGAAUACUAUACCAAGUCUAAUAAUGCUGCUUUCAGUAGCAACAAGGAUCAUGAACCAACUGUAACCUCUGCUACCACAAGCGAAGCUUUGACACUGAAGCAUCUCAUAUCUCAAGAUGAAACACCUACAGCAGCAGCAACUACUUCACAGAAAUCUUCUCGCCAUUUUUCAUUGCUGUCUCCUUUCAAGAACAAGAAGAGAGUAUCAUGAAGACAGAGAUCAAUCUCCAUUUACAGUCUUCAAAUCUUGUAGUGACUUAGUAUUUAUAAAGUAUCCAUCGAGCCUCGUCUGGGUCUUUAUGAAAACUUAAUUCCAAAUGCAAUGAGAUGGAUGCAAUAGUCAAUUGAUAUAGUAGGGUUCUUCUCUUUUCUUUUCUUUUUUAUAAGAAAAGAAAAACAGGGAAUUUAUUUUGGAUUUUGAUAUUCCACAUUUCUUAUUUUACUGCAGCUAUUAGAGCAUUA
This is a messenger RNA of Raphanus sativus (radish), 3945 nucleotides long. RefSeq names its product COP1-interacting protein 7. Bases 179 to 3694 code for a protein of 1171 amino acids. The transcript is spliced from 13 exons. Lineage: Eukaryota; Viridiplantae; Streptophyta; Magnoliopsida; Brassicales; Brassicaceae. The record is from RefSeq and is a predicted model, not a curated record.